UUCAAUCAUAAACAGUAUACAUAAGGGGUGAAAGCAGGCGUACAGUAACAGUCGGGGGUGGUGUGUAGCUGCAGAACUGUUCGUACACUAACCGCAUGUUUCAUCAAUUCCAGAAAAUUGAUUAUUUUUUGGUCGUAUGUUCUUUUUUCUCGAUGUUUGCUCGAGUGGGAUGUCUUUCUAGAGUGGCAUGGACCGGCUGCCGAAGAAUGGGGAAUUUUACAUCCUCUACUACUGGGGGUCUAACCAGCACGUCCUGCGCACAGUAUGUUCACGAGAUGGUGUCACAAAACUGCGUAGUGAUAUUUUCCAAGACCACCUGUCCUUAUUGCAAAAUGGCUAAAAACGUGUUCAAUGAAAUCGGCGCGACCUACAAAGUGAUUGAACUGGACGAGCACAAUGACGGGAGGAGACUGCAAGAGGCCUUAGCUCAGAUGACCGGUGCCAGAACGGUGCCAAGAGUCUUCAUUAACGGAAACUGCAUCGGGGGCGGCUCUGACACCAAACAGCUCCAUCAGCAGGGGAAGUUGGUGCCCCUGAUCGAACAGUGCGCUCCCUGCUGCGCUUCCUCCGGCUCCGAAGGCUCGGGCAGCGGACAGUUUGAGUCGGCUAAAUGACUAACCGUUCUCACCGUUUUUUUCAAUCCUGUGUUUGUUAAAUGUUUGUUUGAUCUUGUGCUACAAGUUGUACAUUGCUUGAGCACGAUUAUGUCAUUUAUUUAUCAAAGUGCAUUGGAUACUUGAUGUUAGACGUUUUCAUCCAGGGAUGUACAGUAUUGUUAUUAAAGCUGCCAUCUUUUAAACAAAACUUGUGAAUAGUGGAACUACUUUUCAUACUUCUUUUCUGUCUGUUUGCUACAUUGAACAUUGUCAAAAUCAAAAAAAAAGCAUGAUCACUCAAAGCAUUGAGCAUCAUCAAACAGCGGACAGUCACUCCAGUCAUCAUUGUAUUAUCAAGUAUUGCCGUUUUUAUUCUAUACGUAUCUUCUUUGCAUGGAGUUUAUUUGAGAUAAUUCGCCAUAUCUUGUAAUAAGUGAAACCAGUACAGCGUUUUCUAUGAUUAGCAUAUUACAUUGUGCUCAAUAUUUAAAUAAAUUAUUGAGGAAUGUUAUUCAUUUGCAUAGACUGUAUGUGAAAAUAUAGUAAUUUUGUAUUUUUUUUACUUGCUUGUCUCAGCAUUUUCUAUUUCUAUGUGUCAGAUUUUAGCAGUAGCUGUGUUUGUCUCUGAAUUGCUUUCAUUUUCUUUAUUAGGUAACUGGUUGGUUUACUAAACAAAUAGCCUAUAUGAAUAUUUAUUGAUGAUACUGAUCAAUGUUAUGAAUGAAAAAAUAAUACAUAUAUAUAUAGAGAGAGAGAGAGAGAGAGAGAGAGAGAGAGAGAGGAGUCCAAAAGUCUGAGACCUCCUUCUACAUUCUAUAGGAUAUUUAUAUGUACCCAUGAUCGCUCUUAAACGUUUUCUUAAUGCUUUGAAUGUAAAUGUAUGAUUAUUAAUAAAUAUGAAUGAACGUCUACUA
Thunnus maccoyii (southern bluefin tuna) is the source of this 1510-nucleotide messenger RNA. RefSeq names its product glutaredoxin 2 (gene glrx2). The record is from RefSeq and is a predicted model, not a curated record. NCBI's taxonomy places the organism in Eukaryota, Metazoa, Chordata, Actinopteri, Scombriformes, Scombridae. The transcript is spliced from 4 exons. Bases 96 to 614 code for a protein of 172 amino acids.